Messenger RNA from Paramecium tetraurelia, 2238 nucleotides. RefSeq lists its product as uncharacterized. Lineage: Eukaryota; Ciliophora; Oligohymenophorea; Peniculida; Parameciidae. Gene Ontology annotation, molecular function: phosphorelay sensor kinase activity. Gene Ontology annotation, biological process: phosphorelay signal transduction system. The transcript is spliced from 3 exons. The record is from RefSeq and is a predicted model, not a curated record.
AUGAUAUUGAUUGUAAUUAGCGGAACCCUCCUCUUUUUUACUCUACUCAUCUAUUUGAAUAUUAUUAAAUACAACAGAACCUUUUACAUCUCCCAAGCAAUUCAAUUUUGCUUUAUUGUAUAUAGAGCCUAUUUUUAUGGUUCAGCAUAACUUUGGUCCUCAUUUCAAUUACUUAAUGCAAAUUUCAAGAAAAAUUAUUCAAUGUAAUUAAUUUGUUACUUUCUCUCCUUACUUAUUUUUGUACUUGUGUAUAGUUUACAAUAUGAUGGUUUUUUAAAAUUGAGCAUGGGUAGCGAGAUAUUCUAAUGUUGUUGUUAUAUGCUAUACUUCUUCUAUUAAAACAAAAAUAAUAAUGAAAAUUUAAAAUUAAUAGAGGACAAGCUUCUGAGUGAAAUUAAAAAAUAUUGCUUUUUAAAAAUUUUCAAUAAAAAUAAAAAAUUAGUCAUUACUUAUCCAAAAACAGAUGAAUCAAAAAAGUUUGACUUUUUUCCAAAUAAUAACCAAUUCAUUUGUCUUUUUAGAGUCUACAUGGAUCAAGAAAUAAGCAGUUCUCCCUCUAAUUAAAAAUCAUUCAAUAGAACCAAAAUUUUUAAUAAUACUGAAGAUUUCCUAUCUUAUUUGGAAUCCGCAGAUAACCUAGAUAACUUAGGUUUUAAUUGGUAUUCUGCAACAAUCCUUGAUUAACAGACAAAAAUAAAAACUAAAUAUCGCGUUACUUAAUCAAAAUUAAAAAAUGAUACUAUUGUGCUAUUCUUUAUGAAAAUUGAUCCCACUCUCGAGAAGAAAUCUUUUGGGAAAUUUUUGCAUUUAAAAAAGGACAUUUCAAAUAUUUUUACUCAUAAGUUGAAGACUCCUUUAAAUGCAGUAUUAGGUCAUUUAACAUAGGCGUAUUAUGAUCAAGAAGUAGAUGUAUAAAUACAAAACAAUUACAUUAAACCUGCAUAUAUUAAUUCUAAAUUGCAAUUAUUUUAAGUUCAAGAUCUAAUUGAAUAUUUGAAUUUUGAUUAAGAUAACUAUACUUUGUAGAUUUGCAAGAUUAAUUUAAAAACCCUAUUAUAUUCAUUACAAGAGUUGAUCUAGCAGUAAUGUUAGAUGAAGAGCAUACAUCUUUUAUUUACUAUUAAUGAAAUGAGGUAUGUUAAAUUAGAUAAUGUUUUCAUUUAUUCCGAUGUUCUAAAACUUGAAAGGAUACUCUUCAACCUAUUAAACUUAACUUAUAGAAAUACUACUGAAAAUGGGUGUAUUUCUUUAAAUAUAGUUAUUGAUAAAGAUUUAGACGAAGCUUCAUUUUCAAUAUCAGAUACAGGAUUAGAAUUAUCUUAAGGAGAAAUAGAUGAAAUAAACUAUCUGAUUUUUUGUCAAAAUUAAUUUAAGCCCAUUAAAAAGAAACCGCAUUAUUAUUAAGAAAUGAUAAUUACUCUAUCAUUAACAAACAAACUAAUAAAAUCUGUGAAUUAAUUCACUAAUUAUUCUUUAGAGUUAUGUUAAACUAAAAAUACUGGUAUAGUAUAUAAAUUUAAGAUUAACAUCAAUCGAGAUAGAUCAGCAGAGAACUCAUAAGAAUAAUAUAAAAUAGGAUACAUUUUAAAGUAAAGAAGUCUUAAGUAACUGCACACUCAUCAUCAAAUCUCACAGAAAUCGAUUUUUUCAGGAUAAGAAUAAAGUGUUCCUAUUUUAGAAGAUUCAAUCGAUGAACCCUUUGCCAAAACUCCUUUAGUGGUGAAGAUGAGCAUGCCAUCAUAAAGGAAAUGGUUAUAAAAGAAGAAGGAGGAUCAAAUAUAAUUAUUAUCCUAAACCUAAUUUCAUUAAGCAAACUCAAUUCUUAUUGUUGAUGAUGAACCAUUCAAUCAUGAUACAUUAAUAUUGAUGUUAAAAACUUUGGGAUUUAAUAGUUAUUUAAAAGCCUUUGAUGGUUAAUAAGCAAUUAAUUUAGCUUUCGCAAAACAGAAUGAAAUUUAUGUUGUGUUCAUGGAUCUUGAUAUGCCAAUUAUGGGUGGUAUAGAGGCGACCAAAUUUUUAGUUCAAGAAAUGAUCAAAUGCAACUUACCAUAUUUUCCUAUAAUAGGGUGCACUGCCCAUGGAGAUGCAGAAUCUAUAGAAUAAUGUAAACAAGCUGGAAUGCUUCAUGUGGUUGUAAAACCUGUGUUUAUAAAGACUUUAAAAGAGACAUUCCAUUUGAUUUCAGAUGAUUCUAUAAAGAAAUCUUACAACCGUGUUGGAUCUUUGUAAUUUUCGUGA